GUAUCCGGGCGAUUUUCAGGCGAUUGAAACCCUGGGAAACAUUUUCCGACAUUAUCUCCGGUCUUCUUCCACAUAUUUCCAUCAAAAUACCUUUCUUUCAAUUCCCCUUAUCAUAAUCUUUCGUGGGAUGCAAUUUUCACGAACUGAUCUUCACUAUUCUUAUAAACUUGAGCCAGUUAUUGGCAGUUACGAUGCCCAGAACGCGAGCGUGUUCUUCUUCACCCCAACAUACAACAUCAUCAUCAUCAGCGUCUUAUUCUGGCACAUCUAGAUCACACUCUCCUUACAAUCUUGUAUUGAGACCACCUAUACACAACGAUGGCCGGAUUCCAUGUCCAUUCAAGGAUUAUGAUGAAUGCGGCAAUGGAAUUAGUGGGAGAGGAUAUGUUCGCAGUUCCUUCCAAAGACAUCUUAAUGAUAUCCAUUUUCCGACCGAUCAGGCCAAGCAACAAUGCAGAGAAAGGCUUGCCACGUACAGGGGUACAUACAUUGCUUGGGAAGCAGUCCUACAACAUAUGCGCUGUUGGUUGUGCAGGCACUGUAUGAUCAUACAUGCUUGGAAGAAAACCUGUAACCAUAAUAACGUGAUCAUAGCAGGGCCUGUUGACAAAGAUGGACACGUUAAGUUUCUCAUUUCAGACAUUCCCAGUCCUCCAACCACAGUCAGUGAUACACCAAUCACUGAGACAGAUACGUUGUCUGUAUCUCUAUCACCGGAGUUACUGAAUGACGUUUUCCAGAGGCACUUCACUAUAAUCUCCAGCGUUCCUCCACCUUGCAGGCCUUACAAGAUUGGCGAGAAUCUAACGGUUGUCUCACCUUAAUUACCAAGUUGCUGGAACUUCCAAAACGCAAAAUGCCUAGCAAACCGAAGAGCAAGCAAUCACAAAACGCUUCCACUCUAUAAGCAUGUCGAAAGAAGAUCUCACAUGGUCACUAUACUGCAGCAAUUAAGGUGCUUUCAUCAAAUGGCAUAGCCCCAUGCACUGAGGCUACUCUUAUGGAAUUAGCAGACAAGCACCCCAUUGCUCCAUCACCUACCAUUCCAGUUGAUACUAUUCCUUGUGAAGCACUUACUGUGGAUACAACGACAGUGCUCAAAGUUAUUAAAAGCUUUCCCAAAGGAACGUCGUGCGGGAGAGAUGGCUUACGUGCACAACAUCUCCUCGAUGCUAUGAGUGGCGCAGCGAACUCGGUUGCGGAUGAGCUGUUAUCAUCAAUUACUAAGGUGAUUAAUCUAUGGCUAUCAGGUAAGUGUCCAUCUGUGCUUGGUAAAUUCAUAGCUAGCGCUCCUCUCACCCCGUUACAGAAUCCCGGUGGUGGCAUUCAGCCAAUCGCUGUAGGAACCAUUUGGAGGAGAUUAGUCUCUAAACUGGAAGCCAACAAAGUUGGGAAAGACAUGUCUAUGGUACCUGUGAGACUACCAAUUUGGAGUAGGAGUGCCUUGUGGAGGAGAAUGCAUUCUCCAUUCUGUCAACAGGCUAAUGGAGAUGAAAGGCCACGAACCCGGUACCACUAUGCUACUCGUCAAUUUUACAAAUGCAUUCAACUUGGUGGAUGAAACCAUAAUGGUUAAGGA
Molecule: messenger RNA, 1579 nt
Organism: Papaver somniferum (opium poppy)
Lineage: Eukaryota; Viridiplantae; Streptophyta; Magnoliopsida; Ranunculales; Papaveraceae
Exons: 2
Coding region: 192-824 (210 amino acids)
Source: RefSeq, a predicted model, not a curated record